AGCAAAAAAGUACAAAAUCGUAUGGAUGGCAGUCAAGAUAUAAUAAAUCUUAACGUUAGCGGAAAAAGAUUCACCGUACAACGAGGCAAUCUGCUUGCUGUACCGACAAGCAAAUUGGCUGAAUGGUUUCGAACCGAUCCAAAUGAUAAUCAGUUGGAUAAGGACAAAAGAGGUAAUUAUUAUUUAGACAGAGAUGCGAAAACUUUUCGUCAUAUUUUAAGUUAUUUACGAAUGAAAAGAGAAAAUAAUUCGUUAUUACUUAGUCUUCCAUCAAAACCCGAACAGCUUGCUCGGUAA
Molecule: messenger RNA, 297 nt
Organism: Dracunculus medinensis (Guinea worm)
Lineage: Eukaryota; Metazoa; Nematoda; Chromadorea; Rhabditida; Dracunculidae
Source: the annotation of a GenBank genome assembly